Messenger RNA from Gryllus bimaculatus (two-spotted cricket), 1734 nucleotides. The record is from the annotation of a GenBank genome assembly. Lineage: Eukaryota; Metazoa; Arthropoda; Insecta; Orthoptera; Gryllidae.
GAUUUAUGUAGUAGUGCACUUAACGUAAAUCAGCUGCUGCAAUAUCAUCGAAACGGGAGUUAAUAUGUCGCUACAGUGACAUGGAGUAUGGGGACGUUCCAGCUUUCGAUUGGAUGAAACCGUGAGCAGUUGAUUUACGUCAUGUGCAUAGUUAAAUAAAUCGUUGUGUACUCGGAAAUUGAAACUCUUUGCUCCGUGCCUUGUGCGUCUGCGAAGUCUGUGAGCUGUCUUAAAGCGCGGGCAACUGACUGACACGAAAGAUUCGUAGUGAUUCGUAUUGUAUCGUUUUGGUAGUGUAUCGAAGUUUUAUGUUAUUGAAUUUUUUAAGCUUUCUUGUCAAGAGGCCAAGUUCUUCUGGGCUACUGAUUACAGAAUAAAAGUGCGUGUUCAUCUCGUUUCACCCAUUCACCGCAAGUGAGAACAUGUUCCCUAAUUGUAACUAACAAAGUUGUAUUUUUGGGCGUGCAUUUUUGAAACGAAAUCUGGCAUCAAAAAUGUCAGAAAUAAGUAACUUAACAAGUUUUAGUCUGCAUUCACAAGUAUGUGAACAAAAAUUGAAUGAGCCUGUGAAUCAAAUGGGAAGAUUUACGGUUUCUGGCAUUUCAAAAAUUAAAGCUGAAGAAAUAAAGCAUUUGUUGGCAUCUGUAAAAUUAAAACAUGAGAAAUAUAACCUUCUGCAGCAAUACGAUUCAAAAUCUGAUUUACCAGUGAAGGUUAUUAAAAAGGAAUUAUUGGAAAAGUAUGCUUUUAAUAUGAAUUGUCAUGACUACAAUCCUCAAGCUAACAUUUUGUUUGGAUUAAGUGAAAUUGAUGUUGAUGGAGGAGCAUCAACAGAGAGACUUAGAUUUCCAGGAGAAGAUCGUAGACAAACUUCAGAUUUAUCAAAGUCUAUGAGGACAGGCUUUCAGGAUGAGCUGAAUUUUCACCCAAAGAUAUUACUCAAGAGAUUUCAAGUUUUAAAAGCAAUGGUGGCUCUUCACAAUGAACAAGUUUCUACUUUGUCAUGUUUGGAAGAAUGUAAAUUCACUGCAAUGAAAGUUCAGGAGUUAUUGUUACUGAAGCAGCAGACUGCAAUAAAAGCUGCUGAAACUUAUCACAAAGGACUUUUAUCACUUUUUAUAGAUGCUCAGUUACUAAAAUACUCUGUUUUAAAGGAUUAUUUCUCAGAAGAUAAAGCAGUUGUAGAUGCUUCAAUUAAAUUACGGGAAUUGAUUGCUUCAGACUUUGAGAAUUUGAGGUGGAAAGAAAUUGAUCUUCAGAAGAAAAUUGAAGACUUCAAACAACUGAAAGGGCCCAGAUUUGAUCAGUUGUUAAGGGAGUAUAAACUUGUUUGCGAAUCCAUAAGUAACAAGGAGUGGACACUGCAAAAUCUUCUUUGACUUUAGGGUAAAUUGAAAGUGCCCCCCGUCUUGUAAUAUUAACAUUUGUAAUAAUUUGAUGUUAUUAUUUUUUAAAGCACUGUGUAAAAUACAUAAAUAAUGUACAUAAAUAAAGUGCAUGUAUAUGUCAAAUUUCCGUUUUCUGGAAUGUAAUAAAAUCCCAGAUGUUCUUAAAUGUCCCCUGAAGCGUUUACAACCCUAUUAGUUAUUUCUUUGAGAUUUUUUCUUCUUUUUUGGUAACUACUGAGGUUUUGUUAAAAAUUCAAGCAAAAGAGGGGCAUUAUUUAUAUCAUCAGCAUUUAUGUACUGGAUAUGUUCUUGAAUGCAUUCGAUUUACCCAUUAAAGACAAACGUU